This is a messenger RNA of Pocillopora damicornis (cauliflower coral), 1291 nucleotides long. RefSeq lists its product as uncharacterized. NCBI's taxonomy places the organism in Eukaryota, Metazoa, Cnidaria, Anthozoa, Scleractinia, Pocilloporidae. The record is from RefSeq and is a predicted model, not a curated record. Gene Ontology annotation, cellular component: nucleus. Gene Ontology annotation, molecular function: zinc ion binding; protein binding; ubiquitin protein ligase activity. Gene Ontology annotation, biological process: ubiquitin-dependent protein catabolic process; protein ubiquitination.
AUUGCCUGCAGGUACACACUCCGAGUACAACAGAUCUGGAUGUAUACCUGAAGUGAACCACCCUACUCCCCCAAGUUCAUCGACACUUCCUGAAUGUCGUGAUUCUACAAAAUUUUAUGCAGGAGAUUAUUCUGCCUACGCCAGUACCAUGGGAUCUCCUCCACAAAUAUACUCAAGUCGUGAUGGUUAUCAGCCGCAAAAGUCAUCCCUCAACUUAGUCCUGAUGCCCAAAACUGUUCCAGCGAAGACCAUAGGACUACCUCAAUCUUCAAGUUUCGUCGAAGAUGGAUCUAAAGCAAAUCUCACGUUGACAGUCAGAGAGUUUCCCACUAGUAAUGCACGGGCAAGAACCCCGCCAAAUAUCUUCACAAAUGGACAUGUACUCGCCGAAAGGCCGAUGUUGUCAUCGCAGUUUGAAAGAGGAGAUGACGCUACGGGAUUUCUUCUGGACGGGGAAAGUGCAGAAGCUGGUCAGGGUCUGUUGAACAGUAAUUCAAACACAUUUGCUGACGAGUCUUUGGCCGUCCUCGAGCAACGUGUGGCUGAAGCUUGCUGUCUUGUCCAGAAAACGUUGAAAGAAAGACAAGAAAGAGAGAAAUCGAUGAAAGAAACGGAGCGAAAGAGAAAAGAAGAGUGGGCAAGGAAACAACAACUUGCACGUGAAAGAAAAGAAAGGGAAGCGAGGGAAGCGAGAGAAACGGAACUCAUGAAUGAAAGAGUAGAAGGGAACUCCACGAGCGGUGGACAAGAAACACCUUCGCAAGACUCGGCUCCUGCUGAGGUUCGACAAUGGCUGUGUGAACAUUAUCAGCGGCUCUGCCGUGUCAAGUUCUCGUGCUGCGGAAAGUUCUUUCCUUGUCAUCGUUGUCAUAACAACUCUGGGUGCCCAAAUGAUAAUUCCAAAGCAAGAGAGGCGUGUUCUGUUGAGUGCUCUGUUUGUAGCCAUCAACAAGAGAUCAACCAGGACGCCCACACCUGUGUCAGAUGCAAAACAAGGCUCUCGGCAUAUUUCUGCUCGGUGUGUAAACACUUCACAGGGGAGGAUAAAGCUCCUUAUCACUGCGAAAAAUGUGGUAUCUGCCGUAUCUACAAGGACCGCUCCUUCCACUGUGAUGUGUGUAACGUCUGUCUGGACAAACGGCUGGAAGGAAAACAUUCUUGCCGAGCAAAUUCAGGACACGAUGAGUGCUGCAUCUGUUUAGAGGACGCUUUCAGCGGUUGUCAGAUCCUGCCAUGCUCACACAAGGUUCACCGAGAGUGCGCUAUUGCUAUGAUACAGAACGGCGUGUAA